GCCGCCGCCGCCGCCGCCGCCGCCGCCGCCCCCGAGCCUGCGGGCGGCGCCGAGGACGAGGAGCGCUCGCUGCAGCACAUGCUGCGCGCCAUAGCGGAGGAGCGCGGCCGCCUCAGCCUGCGCCGCGAGGUCUGCGGCCUCGGCUGCUUCAAGGAUGACCGCAUCGUCUUCUGGACCUGGAUGUUCUCCACCUACUUCAUGGAGAAAUGGGCGCCGCGGCAGGAUGACAUGCUUUUCUACGUGCGCCGGAAGCUGGCGUUCGCGGGCAGUGAGAGCAGCGCUGACGGGAGGAAGCUGCCUGAGUCUGAGCCCCAGGUGGAGGUGGAGGUGUACCGGCGGGACUCCAAGAAGCUGCCGGGCCUCGGAGACCCUGACAUUGACUGGGAGGAGAGCGUCUGCCUGAAUCUCAUCCUGCAGAAGCUGGACUACAUGGUGACAUGUGCCGUGUGCACACGUGCUGAUGGGGGGGACAUCCACAUCCAUAAGAAGAAAUCCCAGCAAGUGUUUGCGUCCCCCAGUAAACACCCCAUGGACAGCAAAGGGGAGGAGUCCAAGAUCAGCUACCCCAACAUCUUCUUCAUGAUUGACAGCUUUGAGGAGGUGUUCGGCGACAUGACCGUGGGGGAAGGAGAGAUGGUCUGUGUGGAGCUGGUGGCCAGUGACAAAACCAACACGUUCCAAGGGGUCAUCUUUCAGGGCUCCAUCCGCUACGAGGCGCUCAAGAAGGUGUAUGACAACCGAGUGAGCGUGGCCGCCCGCAUGGCACAGAAGAUGUCGUUCGGCUUCUACAAGUUCAACAACAUGGAGUUUGUGCGCAUGAAGGGGCCGCAGGGCAAGGGCCAUGCCGAGAUGGCGGUCAGCCGUGUGUCCACUGGUGACACGUCCCCCUGUGGGACCGAAGAGGACUCCAGCCCCGCGUCGCCCACACAGGAGCAGGUGACCUCCUUCAGCACUCCCCCAACCCCAGAGAGGAACAACCGGCCCACCUUCUUCUCCCCGUCCCUCAAGAGGAAGGUGCCCCGGAACCGGAUCGCCGAGAUGAAGAAGUCUCAUUCAGCGAACGACAGCGAGGAGUUCUUCCGGGAGGACGAUGGUGGAGCCGAUCUGCGCAAUGCCACCAACCUGCGGUCUCGGUCCCUGUCUGGCACGGGGCGCUCUCUGGUGGGGUCCUGGCUGAAGCUGAACCGAGCAGAUGGAAAUUUCCUUCUCUAUGCACACUUAACCUACGUCACUUUGCCGCUGCAUCGGAUCUUAACAGACAUCCUGGAAGUACGGCAGAAGCCCAUCCUGAUGACCUAGCCGUGUGCGGAGCCCGCACGGAGCCCCCAGCCCUGCCUGGCCCUGGGAGUGCUGCCAAGUGCCUACCUGUCCACCGCCACCGGGGUCUUCUGUGACAACCCAGCGCUGGAGCCGAAGCCCGGCGGGGCCACUCGCCCCCAGGGCCAGGGCCGACUCCAGGAACACCAGCCCAAACUGAAGUGCCUCUUCCUCCUCUCCGACUGGCUCUGCUCCGGCCCUGCGCCCACCACCCCAUCGGCCCAUCUCCGGAGAGCCCGCUGCACCCGGAGAGGACCCGAGGCGCCCAGAGGCCAUGAGACAAGAGGAGCAGCUGGCACCCAGUGUCCAGACCCAGCGAUCCAACGCGCACGUCCCGACAGCAGGCGGAGCCCACCCUGCUGGGGCCCUCAGCGUGUCAUGCUGUCCUGUCCAUCCUCCUCGAGGAAAACGGGUUCAGAUUUUGUCGUGCUGUGCUGGUGAGCUUCAGCGCCCGGUCUGUCCCGACACGCGCGUCCUCCACAGCUUACACUUGGUUCGAAAUGGGUUACAGGGGGAGGUGGGGAACACAGCUGUUUGAUGGUUUCGCCCUGGGCUGCGAACACCUCACCCCACACCCAGUUCUGGAAAGGCCUGGAGCUGAGCAGACAGGCCCUGAUCCCGCCGGAAUGGCCUUUGCUUCCAGCCAAAGAGCACCACCAACACACACACCUCCAAUGUGGGGGCAGCCCGCUCUGUGCCUCGGCUGGCGUGACCUGUGGACUGAGGGCAGGUGGGAGGGCUUGGGAGUCAGACAGAAGAGUGGGAUCGCCGUCCUCGGGGGGCCAAGGCGGGAGACAGGCUGUUUCGUCUCCACUUUCCUAGAGCUUCCUUCCUUUGCCUGAGUGCUGGUCCCAUUUCUCAGACCAGUUCACUGGGGCAAAGAGGGAUUGGCUUCCACUUGGCUGGUCUGGGCUGUGUGUGAGUGGCCGUCCAGCCCCGGGCUUGCCUGUGGCCUCGUUCCAGCCUGAAGGAUUGCCACCUGUGAUGACACGUGUUCUCAGAACCACGAGCCUUGUGAAGAGCAGAAACGUUUUUCCUCUCCCACUGGGAAUUAACUGUCUGCUGGGUCUCUGUUGCUAUGAUGCUCUGUUUGAAGUCCCCAGGAAUAUUUGAGGGGUUCCUGCUGUGCGCUUAGAAAUCCUCUGGGGGGAGACAAGGAGUCAGAGGGGCUUGCUCUCUGUUUUAAUUCUGUGCUCCAAGGGUUUGCGCUGGGCUCCGGAACAGGAUGGACUACUUGGGGCUUUCUCUAGAUUUUGUAUGCUGUUAUUAAAAGCGAGCUAUUGCAUUUCAUUCUGCCUCAGUUUGCCCACCUGUAAAAUGGGGCUGAUACCACCUACCUCACUGAAGUCUCCAGGGUUCCAGUACACGGCUGGGUCAGGGCGCCGCUAUUCUGCAUCGCUCCUGUCAGGUAUCACCACCUCCCCCUCCCCUGCCCUUCUAACCAUCCAGUCCAAGAAGACGUGUGAACAUUCUCGAAUUCUCUGACAGCGCCCAGCUCGUGCUUGGCAGUUCCAAAGCAGCGUCCUAAGGCAGCAGAGUGAGGCCUCGCCCCUGAGUGCAGGAGUCGGGCCUCAGGGAGCAGUGAGUGUGGCCCAGUGUUCCAGGAGGCCACUGGAGUGUUUUCCAGGGGAGCUGAGCUCAGCCCCUGAGUUUGUGUCCAAGGUGGCUAACAGACAGCCAUUUUUUCAGGAAUGUUUUCUUCCCUGGGCUGAAGACUCUGAACUCGGUUCUUGGAAGAAAUACUGUCCUGAUGUGGCUUUCAUGAAAGGGUGAGGUAGUUCACUCGUAGAAAGAGGUGUAGUGGUGAAGAGCUCGAGAAGGUUCCUACUGGAGCCAGAAACCGGCCUGGCUCCGAGGCUCGGCCCUGACUCCUGGGGGGGCCCUGGGCAAGUCAGGCUCCUCUGUAAACUGCAAGCCUGCGCUCUGUCUGCCUUGUGGGGUGUCUGUGGGCCAGUUGCAGUAACAUGUGAAAAUGCAUCGCACAUGGAAUUUUCAAGCUGACACCUCAUUGGUGAAGCAUGUGGACAGGUGCACACCGUGGUUUGACUGCUCUGUAUCCAACACUUAGGUAGCACCCACCAGCAUAAGCAGGUGCCCGCUAAACAUUUAGGUGCCGUCAUCCCCAUCUUAUAGAUGAGGAAACAGCCAGAGAGGUUAGUGAACUGCUUGAGACUGCACAGCAAGCAGCGAGGCAGGAGGCCCACCCAGGCGUCCGGCCCCAGUGGACACUGAGCCUUGACAGUGCCGCCUGGCCUGUCUGUCUUUUGAUCCUCCAAAGGGCACUUCUGGUACUGAAUUUAAAACAUGCUCAGAGAUGCUUGGUAACUGGGCAGUAAGCUGGUACUCUGAGGUUUUUUUUCCCUAAGUGACAAAUGACAUCAGUAACAAAGUAAUAGAGUAGAAAGUGACAGGACCAGACCCAGCGCCCCAACGUCCUGGUGGGUUCUGCUGAUAAUAUACUUUGACUUUUUGUAAGGACAUCUUUAAUUUGGGGGUCAUGCCUGUCUCUUGUAUGAGCAAAGCUCCAUACAUUUCUGAAAUCGGAAUUGGAGUUCCAGUUUGCCUGUGAAGAAUCCCAGGUGUCACUUUUUAAGACAUUAAUAAGAAAAUGAUCUUUUUUGUUGUUGUUCCUUUUAAAGAAAUGCCAUAGUCCUGGAGUCUGGUAGGUAACGUCGCGCCUCUGUCUACAUCUUCCUCCAGCCCCUGAAAGUGAAGGCGCAUUUAGUCUGCGCUCCGGUGUCAUGCUGCAGCUUCCAGUUGCCCGUAUGAGCAGCCACGGCUCCUUAUUUCAAAAGCAGAAUAUUAUUUAAAACAUAAGUAUCAGAGAAGUAGUCAAAGAGAAGAAAAUGAGGCAAAAAUAUCGUCUAGCCCAGUCCACUUGGAGACAGGGUGGGUUUUCUGAUGGGUCAAAUCGACGCUGACAUUCGGACUUUUCAGAACUGACCGGAUCCUCAGAAAUCCGGUUUCUAUGGGGAGUAAAGAGAGGAAGGAUAUAAAGGCAUGUUCUUAAUGUGAUUUUUCCCCCAAAGAAUCCGGCUAGCAACCAGGAUCUGUGUUUGCUUUUUAAGGCACAGUUAGUAGAUCUUCGAAGAAUGAAAUAAAGUUUUGUUUUCCCAUUAAACGACAUUCCAGGAGGCAAUCCCUAUGCAGUUGGUACAGUCUGAUGACUAGCGUUUGAAAAUUAUAUGUGAUGUUGUCAUAAUAUGAUGGUUUUGAAUCACUGGCCAAACUUCUUUAAAGCUUGUAUCUUACAAAUCUGCCAACUUUUCAAGGAGCCUUAGUAGGUUUCACUCAUACAUUUAUUCCGUUCAGUUUUCCAGUUUAGUUGGAAUUUAGUUUUAUAUUCGGUUUCAGAAAGCAAGUAUUUGUUGGCAUUACGUUGAUUCUUCCUCUUCAGGCUUCCUCUCAUCUUUGUACCAGAAAACAGAAUUACGUCUCUUUUAAAAACCGCCCUAGUAGGACAGACUCUGAGAUAUGAAAAUGCAAGUGCUGGCUGAUAUCUGGCCCUUGAGCUUGAACGAAGCAGCCUUUCGAGGUGUCAGCAGCUGGACUUCCAGGAAGCGCUGCUCUAUGGGCCAGAGUUCCCCGACCCUCUCGGGAGGCGCCCCGUGGGAGUCAAGGUGAUGGGUGAUCACUGGGGCUGCUUUUUCCCUUUUCACCGCCUGACUUGGUGCAAGAUCUUCACUGGACGAAAGUCCUCCCGCCCUCUCUGAGCCCCGGAGCUCCCGGGUCACCACACACAGAAGCCAAAUCACUUGAACACCGCGUGGCCUAGGGGCUGGGUUCAGCGUUCCAGAGCAGCUGGAACCUCAGAGGUGGAGGAAGACGGACGCCCGAAGAGUUUGUGUUUACGUUUUCUAUUCCUCCCAAAGCAAGCAGGCGUUUUCCUGGUUGCGGUUCCAGUCCCUGGGCUCAGAUCAAAGGCAGCACCUGGAGGCACCCAGUCUUUCUCAGCGUUGUUGUCCUUUGGGUCCCCACUUCACAGGUCAGGCGAUUUAGGUGUAAUCUUUUAUGGUUUCCAAGCAAAUUCUGUGUGAGAAUACCUACAGCUGCCAAGAAAACCUGUUGAGAUUUUUCACUCCUUUGAGACAUACCUAAAGUGACUUCUCCAAAAUCUGUUUUGGCAGCAGCAGCACGAUGGCAGACGUUGACUGUGUUAGGAUUUCCCUGACCCUUUACGGCAGCUUCUGCAGUAACCACCUCCCAUAUCCAGUAGAAACCAUUUCUAAGCGGUAUUCGUGGUUGGCUGUCAGCUGUGCUUCAUGAUUUUGCAUUUCUAUGGAAAGCUGAUUUGCAUGUUGACAAUUACAUUUCUGUGUCCUCCGUGUUUUCCUGACUGUACUCGGGGUUGUUUUUUUCUAAUAGGGUAUUUCAGAUUAAAUACAGAUAUUACAGCAAUGUGAUAACUUAGUGAUUGAAACUUAUUUUGCCCCCAAAGAUUUCUUAAAACUUGUUUGGAGCUCUCACACAAGUACUUUUUUGAACUGUGGUUGGAGAGCAACAGAAAGCGCCCCGGGCCCUGGCAGUCCUGGGUCAGCGAGGGGGUCGGUGGGCCGUGACUGUGGUUUGGUCAGAUGGUACGUUUGCAAAAUCAUGAGAUGCGUUUCAGCUUUAGCUCUCAGCCCCCAUUAAUUAGUCCAUAGCCUUUCAGUUCUGCUGUAAACCUUCCCAAGCUUUUCCUGGGGAAGCUCUUAAAGAGCCCUCAGAAGUAGAAAGACGACUAGAAUAACAAACAGGUUGGCGGGCUCCCAACAAGCUACCUGGUCUUCUGGAAAAUGGGUUCUGGACCUUGGGCUCUAACCUGGCAGCUCUAGAGUUCAAGUUGACGGUGAGCACUUUUCCACAUUUUCGGGCUGACUCUAAGCCUAUCAGCUUCCUCAUGGAUGGAAGCAGACGCGGUCACACCUCACACUAUGGGCUUUUUCCUUUUCAUGGUCAAAUGAAGUCUACAUUACAAAGUGAGGGGUAGAAGUAAGGCCUAAGACACUGUAGAAAGCUACA
Molecule: messenger RNA, 6318 nt
Organism: Rhinolophus ferrumequinum (greater horseshoe bat)
Lineage: Eukaryota; Metazoa; Chordata; Mammalia; Chiroptera; Rhinolophidae
Product: KIAA0930 ortholog
Exons: 10
Coding region: 79-1299 (406 amino acids)
Source: RefSeq, a predicted model, not a curated record